This is a messenger RNA of Daucus carota subsp. sativus, 1422 nucleotides long. RefSeq names its product WRKY transcription factor 55. Lineage: Eukaryota; Viridiplantae; Streptophyta; Magnoliopsida; Apiales; Apiaceae. Gene Ontology annotation, biological process: regulation of DNA-templated transcription. Gene Ontology annotation, molecular function: DNA-binding transcription factor activity; sequence-specific DNA binding. Bases 179 to 1237 code for a protein of 352 amino acids. The transcript has 3 exons. The record is from RefSeq and is a predicted model, not a curated record.
ACACAUUCUUUCUAAUAAAUUACUUAGGCACCCGCAUAGAAAAACACCUCACUGUCUCCAUCACAGGAUUUUGUGUACCUGUAUAUAUAUUCACAGCAUUCAAACAUAAUUUGCUAAACCCAAGAUUUGUAUUCAUAUUUAUUUAAUUUAUUAUUUUUCCGGUUUUCAUUUUUUUUUUAUGGAGGAGAUAGUUUCUUUGAUCUAUAAUGGAUGUAGGUUAGCGAGAGACCUUGAAGUUAACCUACCGAAUAUAGCUAACCAGCCGGAGAUGCUGUGGAAUAACUGCGAAGAGAUCAUCAGAAUCUUUACUGACACGAGGGACCGAAUUAAUGCUCAGUUUGGCGGCGGGAGUCAAGGUGAAGAUGUUGGAGCAAUGCAGCAGUGGCUGAGGUACACUCCUCAGAUUGUGCAGCAGCAAGAAGGCGGCUCGGAGGGCGCUGUCGUGGCGCCCUCCGAGGCCGAGCGGUGGGCGGCUGGCGGCCGUGGGGACCAGCUGCAGCCUGUGGAGGGAGCUGCUAGAGGUGCAACAUUUCAGAGAACGAGAAGAAGGGAAGAGGAUGCAGAAAGAAGGAUCAUAAGAGUACCAGCUCCUCAAAUAGGAAACACGGAGAUUCCACCGGAAGACGGCUUUACGUGGAGAAAAUAUGGUCAAAAGGAGAUUCUCGGUUCUAGAUUCCCGCGGGCAUACUAUAGAUGCACACACCAGAAGUUAUACAACUGUCCUGCAAAGAAGCAAGUCCAGCGGCUUGCCGAUGAUCCAUUCACCUUCGAAGUAAUUUACCGGGGAGAUCACACGUGUACCGUAUCAUCCACAGCCCCCUCCAUGUCAGCAUUGCCGGAAAACACAGAAGCUUCUAGAGUCAUGUUCCAGCAAGCAGCUGGAACAAUGAGCAGCAGCCAGUUGCUGCAUUCAUCAACCACUACCUCAGUACUUCCGGGAAGCCAGAAUUGGCUGUCCAUGAGGACACAGCCUGCUGGUCUCGACGCGACAAAUACUAAUAAUCCGUUUGUUAACAUGCAUAUGUUUAGUAAUAUUAGUGGCAUGGUGGAGAGUAGCAGUGGAGUGGCCGGGCCUUCGACGAUGAGAGAUGCUGGUGAUCAGUACUAUGAACCAUUGGCGGAAUUCGUGGAUGUUAUGUUUAAUUCGGGGACUAGUAGCAACUCGAACAUGGAUCAUAUUUUUUCUGCGGAUAUAGAAGAUCAUAAAUGGGACAGUGGGGAAGACAAACAAGACUAGUCAUCCUGAUACUCAAUUCUUUUUCCUUUGACAGCAUUCUUAAUUAGUAUAUGGGUAAUUAUUUUUCACAAUAAAAGUAUGUAAAUUUUAGGGUACACUGCUGAAAACGAAGUCUUUUUAGUCUGAUGUACGACUAAAUUGUACUUAUAAUUACUUGGUAAAUUAGUUACUGAGUUUGAUUCAUU